Molecule: messenger RNA, 453 nt
Organism: Oldenlandia corymbosa var. corymbosa
Lineage: Eukaryota; Viridiplantae; Streptophyta; Magnoliopsida; Gentianales; Rubiaceae
Source: the annotation of a GenBank genome assembly
AUGGGCCGUCGCAAAAACAACGCGGUUUCCGAUAAAGGACAUGUAAUUGGAAGCAAAAAAGGUCGAGAAGAGGCACCCAGAUCUGAUACCUUAACUGCCGGAAAAGAUGUCGCGGACAACCUGUUUGAAGGUUCGCGUGACAGGACUGAUCUUCUUUUUGAGGUUCUGGCUCGAUUGCCUCCCCCGGUGUUGUUUAAAUUCAGGUCCGUCUCAAAGGGCUUCCGCAGUUUAAUUGGACAAUCAGAUUUCGCUGCUCAUCAAUAUCGCACUUGUAAAGCUAUAGCCGGGAAAGCCCUUACGGGGUUUAUUCUUUCUGCAAAGAACGGACCCGGAUUCAGACUUUCAGAGUGGUUGAAAAACGAAAUUCGCUUCUUACCACUUUACUCAGAAGUCGGUCUUCCUGAUCCUUUCUCUGGAACUCUUGAAGCAGAAAGGGAAACAAGACGAGGUUGA